UAGAGGGUGUGGCUAGCAUGUGAAAUGUCAGGGUGGAAUGGCGCUCGGCGCGGUAUUUUGAACAAUCGCUUUUUCCUUUCCUUGUUUUAUCUGGAAACGUUACUUUACGUAAAAAUCUCUGGGUAAACGGAGAGCUCAGACUUUGCAAAUAUGGAUGUGGUGUCACCAGAGCUCAACAGCCUCCUUCCUGAUGAGAUUAUGGAUACUGAGGAAAUAGAGGGCGUCCCUAAUUCCCAACCCGACAGCACCAUGGCCCCGUCGGAGCCCUGUGAUGACACAUCGGUCCCGAUGGAGACGGAUACACCCAUGGCCUCAGAAGAUCUGAGCCUGUGUUCAGAUGCCUCUUCAACAGAACAGGCUUUGAGCAGCACUACCUCCACAGGCUCUGCACUUAUCAUCAGCUCUGGAAGUCAGACUCCUGCCUCAAUUUGUAGUACCCCUUCAUCCCUUCUUACCUUCAAGCCAGCCCUGGCUACUUCCACAGCCACCACCAAAACCACAGACAGCAUGACUGGGACUACUGUUUCUACUAGUGGGUUACAGAAGCUCACAGCUCCUUUCACCAUCUCUCCUGCAAACCACCAGAUCAUUCUCAACAAGGUGGCCUCAUCUCAAGCCACAGAAGCAGCAAAGUCUGCAGGCACUCCAGCCCAGGUCAUCAAGCAGGAAGGACAAAAACUGUUGGUUACAACAAUAGGGAAGUCGGGGCAGCCUAUAGUGCUGCAGUUACCCCACACAGGCAGCAAGCCUGGUAUUUCACAGAUAUCAGGAGACACAAAGACUGCAGCGCCACAGUUUAAAGUGGUCACUAUUGGUGGGAGGCCAGAGCUGAAGCCAGUGGCAGGGGGUGCUGGUAACCAGUUGACCACAUUACAGGCCCAGCAGCUGAAGACUGUACAGAUUGCUAAGAAAACCCCGACAUCCUCAGCUGCACCAGUCAAGCUCAUCAUCACAAAAACUGUCAACAGCAAAGGCCUGAGUCCUCAGACAUCAAGUCCUCCUGUUAUCGCAGGACGGGUCCUGCCACAGACUUCCCCUGUGUUACCCCUGAGGACUAUUACUCUCUCAGACCCCCACAACACUAGUAUACAAAGUAUCCCUGGCAAAAAGAUCGCUAUUUCCCCUCUAAAGACUCCCAGCAAGGUGACCGUAGUUUCUGUUGCUUCCCCGACCUCCAACGCCUCUCAGAAGUCAGUAGCGCUGCCUGUCAAUGUAGCACUUGGUCAGCAGAUCCUCACAGUCCAGCAGUCCACAUCUGGAUCGCCAGUCAAGUUGGCUACCAGCCAGACCACAGCACAGAAUAUUAAACCGGUGCAGUCUGUGACAGUGGGAGGAGUUGGUGUCUCCCAGUUUAAGACCAUCAUCCCGCUGGCCACCCAGUCGAAUGUGCAGCAGAUUCAGGUGCCAGGAAGCAAGUUCCACUACGUCCGCCUUGUCACAGCCACCACAGCGAGCAGCACCGGACAGCCCAGUGGUCUCAGCACCAGCUCCAUACAGACAGCAAAACCUAUGGUGGUCAGCUCAGGGCCGGUCAGGAUGUCCGUCCCAGUCAUCCCAGCACAGACCAUGAAACAGGUGGCACCUAAACCCUUAACAUCAGCAGCACAAGUAGUAACCACCACUCAGACCCAGCAACGCCUCAUCAUGCCGGCAACUCCACUACCCCAGAUCCAGCCCAACUUCACCAACCUCCCUCCGGGCACCGUCCUGACACCAGCUCCCGGAGGCGGGAACGUGGGCUAUGCAGUGGUGCCAGCGCAGUAUGUCACACAGCUGCAGCAGUCGCCGUUUGUGACCCUCGCCAGCAGCCCUGGUUUCUCUGCAUCGUCUGCGAUCCAGGCACAGUCCAGAUUGCCCCUUAAUGGCUUGUCAACAGCAGACACAACCUCAAGACCAAGGAAACCGUGCAACUGCACCAAGUCACAGUGUCUCAAACUAUACUGCGACUGCUUUGCAAAUGGAGAAUUCUGCAAUAAUUGCAACUGCAAUAACUGCUUCAAUAACCUGGAACAUGAAACUGAGCGUCUCAAAGCUAUAAAGACGUGCCUGGACCGAAACCCAGAGGCCUUCAAACCUAAAAUUGGUAAAGGCAAAGAGGGUGAGUCAGACCGUCGACACAGCAAAGGCUGCAACUGCAAACGAUCAGGCUGCCUGAAGAACUACUGCGAGUGCUAUGAGGCAAAGAUCAUGUGCUCGUCCAUUUGUAAGUGUAUCGGCUGCAAGAACUUUGAGGAGAGCCCGGAGAGGAAGACGCUGAUGCACUUGGCCGAUGCAGCAGAAGUGAGAGUGCAGCAGCAGACUGCGGCCAAAACCAAGCUGUCCUCGCAGAUCUCAGACCUGCUCAUGCGGACGACACCUGUUAACUCAAGUGGCGGUGGGAGGCUGCCGUAUACGUUUGUAACGAAGGAGGUGAUUGAAGCGACGUGCGAGUGUCUGGUGGAACAGGUUAGAAAGGCCGAACAGACUCAUCAGUCUCAGGCUGAAGCAGAGAGGAUGAUCCUGGAGGAGUUUGGAAACUGCCUCAUGAGGAUUAUCAGCUCUGCGGCAAAGGCCAAAGCAGACUCUGCCUCCAUCGGCAGCUAGGCCAAGCACUCUGACUUUCUCCACCAUCUGACCAGUCCCAGCACAGGGGGAGAAGCGUGGACCGCUCUGCACUCUGUCUCGGACCCCUGGGGUUUCUCUCCUGCGGGGAAACAGGUUGUCACCCUCCUCAAAGACCAGAGGAAUGUCCUGACAGUAGACAGAUUCUCCUGCCUGGGCCAAGCUGAGUCCAGCUGGAAUAAUAGAUGCGAAUAGCUCUUUGUGCUGUUCAGCAAAUGGACACAGCUGCCUUCAAAACUGACAACUUCAAAACUGAACUAUCACACGUUCACAGAAAUGACUGAGAACCGGAUAUUAAAUGUUCCAUCACUUCGUUUUGCCUGCAGAGUUCUAUGGUUUCUCCAAACAUUUGUUCUUCCAUUUUCUCCACUUUUCCUUUCGUUGUUUCCCAUUUUGAGGUUUUUGACAAAAACAGGCCUUUACUUUGUAUCUAAUCAGUAUAUUUGUGCUUACUGUAGACAAACAGAAUAUGUAUCUUUUGAUAUUUAUUUUGACAAGUAUUUGUAAUCAUUGUCGGCGCUAAUAUUGUGUGGCUUAUUGCUGCAAGCUAUUAACUAUGGCUAGGCUAAAUUGUUUUACAGAAAACGAGUAGAGGCAAUCGUAGGUUUUAUCCUGGAUGCAGUUGUAUGAUAAAUGCACACACUCAAUGCAUUACAAAUAGACACACACACACACCCGCACUGCUCAGAAUAGCUGGAACAGUUGAGGAAAGUGCACAUUUCUUCUGGUGCUGUUUCCUGAUAUUAGUCAUAUCCUUACAGUAUAUUAAAAUCACUAAUUAAAAGAGUAAC
Molecule: messenger RNA, 3392 nt
Organism: Monopterus albus (swamp eel)
Lineage: Eukaryota; Metazoa; Chordata; Actinopteri; Synbranchiformes; Synbranchidae
Gene: lin54
Product: lin-54 DREAM MuvB core complex component
Exons: 14
Coding region: 151-2583 (810 amino acids)
Biological process (GO): regulation of DNA-templated transcription
Cellular component (GO): nucleus
Source: RefSeq, a predicted model, not a curated record